Symphalangus syndactylus (siamang) is the source of this 925-nucleotide messenger RNA. RefSeq names its product natural cytotoxicity triggering receptor 1 (gene NCR1). NCBI's taxonomy places the organism in Eukaryota, Metazoa, Chordata, Mammalia, Primates, Hylobatidae. Gene Ontology annotation, cellular component: plasma membrane. The record is from RefSeq and is a predicted model, not a curated record. Gene Ontology annotation, biological process: immune response-regulating signaling pathway.
AAUCUGAGCAAUGUCUUCCACACUCCCUGCCCUGCUCUGCGUCGGGCUGUGUCUGAGCCAGAGAAUCAGCGCCCAGCAGCAGACUCUCCCAAAACCGUUCAUCUGGGCCGAGCCCCAUUUCAUGGUUCCAAAGGAAAAGCAAGUGACUAUCUGCUGCCAGGGAAAUUAUGGGGCAGUUGAAUACCGGCUGCAUUUUGAAGGAAGCCUUUUUGCCGUGGAGAGACCAAAACCCCCUGAACGGAUUAACAAAGUCAAAUUCUACAUCCUGGCCAUGAACUCCCGCACGGCAGGGCAAUACAGCUGCAUCUAUCGGGUUGGGGAGCUCUGGUCAGAGCCCAGCAACUGGCUGGAUCUGGUGGUAACAGAAAUGUAUGACACACCCACCCUCUCGGUUCAUCCUGGACCCGAAGUGAUCUCGGGGGAGAAGGUGACCUUCUACUGCCGUCUAGACACUGCAACAAGCAUGUUCUUACUGCUCAAGGAGGAAAGAUCCACCCGCGUACAGCGCGGAUACGGGAAGGUCCAGGCGGAGUUCCCCCUGGGCCCUGUGACCACAGCCCAUAGAGGGACAUACCGAUGUUUUGGCUCCUAUAACAAGCAUGCCUGGUCUUUCCCCAGUGAGCCAGUGAAGCUCCUGGUCACAGGCGACAUUGAGAACACCAGCCUUGCACCUGAAGACCCCACCUUUCCUGCAGACCCCUGGGACACCUACCUUGUAACCACAGAGACGGGACUCCAGAAAGACCAUGCCCUCUGGGAUCACACUGCCCAGAAUCUCCUUCGGAUGGGCCUGGCCUUCCUGGUCCUGGUGGCUCUAGUGUGGUUCCUGGUUGAAGACUGGCUCGGCAGGAAGAGGACUAGAGAGCGAGCCAGCAGAGCUUCCGCUUGGGAAGGCAGGAGAAGGCCGAACACAAAGACUCUGUGA